AUGAGCAACAAAGAAACCGCUUUCGCCAACCACGUCCUUGCAUCCAUCAAAAAGGAUCUUGAUUUUCUCAAGCAACAACAAUACUUGACACCAGCAGCUUACGAUGAAAUCAAAAGGAACCUUCCCAACACAAUUACUGCCGCUCCUGCUGCUGCUGCUGCUUCACCAGCAAGUCGUGCAGUGCCUUCUCCACCCUCUUAUAACAACGCUGCACCUAACACUCUUGCCACUGCUGAAGCACUUUAUGAUUUCAAUGGACCCAACCCACAAGAUUUGAGCUUUAGACAAGGUGAAAUUAUCCAAGUAACAGAAUAUGUCAACAAUGAUUGGUGGCGCGGUACCUUGAAUGGUAGAACAGGUCUCUUCCCAAGCAACUAUGUUCAGAAGAAAGAAACACCUGCUGCUGCUACUCCACCACCUCCACCACCUGCUACUCCACCACGUCAAAACACAAACCAGAGUUAUGGAGGAUACCCACCAGCACCUCAGGAGAAGGGUUUCAAUGGUGGUAGUCCAUAUUCGGCACCUGGUGGUGGUUAUUCUCAGCCGCCUCCCGCUUAUCCCGCUCCUCAAGCAGCAUCCUAUGCUACUCCUCCUCCUCCACAAGCUCAAUCCUAUGCUGCACCACCUCCACAACCCACUCCAUAUGCCGCACCACCUGUUCAACCAGCACCAUCCGCUGCACCAGCUGCUGCACCACCACCAGCUGGUCAUCAAGAAGAAGGAGGAAGCAAGUUUUCAGGUAUGCUUGGCAAGGUUGGUUCAAACGUUGCCAAUGCAGCUACUUGGGGUUUUGGUGCUACACUCGGUAGCGAAGCAGCUCAAUCCAUCUUUUAG
Molecule: messenger RNA, 837 nt
Organism: Lichtheimia ornata
Lineage: Eukaryota; Fungi; Mucoromycota; Mucoromycetes; Mucorales; Lichtheimiaceae
Exons: 4
Coding region: 1-837 (278 amino acids)
Biological process (GO): protein transport to vacuole involved in ubiquitin-dependent protein catabolic process via the multivesicular body sorting pathway
Cellular component (GO): ESCRT-0 complex
Molecular function (GO): protein binding
Source: RefSeq, a predicted model, not a curated record